AUGGACGACGAAGUGAAGUUGGCGCUACCAAAGUUUCUCAAAAUAUUCGCAAAUAAUGGCAUUCCUAUGCAAAAGGCCAUGGUCCUGGCUAAGCACUGUUACAAAGACUUCGCUUUGCCCAGCAAGCUUUCUGAGAUGACGGAUGUGAAGCUGGCCUCUCUUGGUGUCGACGACAAAGACUUGCGAAAACAAGCUAUCUCCGCGCUCAAGAAAGGUGGUUACAUCGGCUCUACCCUUCGUCAGCCCAAGGCCGGCUCCAGUCAGCCGCCCUCUACGAUGACUGCCGUUGAAACGCUUACAACGCCCACUAAGAAGCGGAAGCGCGCGAAGGCCUCAGAUGUCAACGAAUUCCUACCAACUCCCAAAGACGAAACGGAAGAUGUGGGCAAUCUGGAGUUCAACGAGGUCUUGGACGAAGAGGUGCUGCAAACAAAGUCAACGGUCGUCAACCGUGCGCCUCUGCUUACCGCGUGGGCAACUCUAGUAGCCGAAAAACUCGGCUUUCAACGAGAGGAAGCCUUGAGCAUCGCCUCAGUCUUUACGGAAAUGAACGCCAUCUCGAAGGGAAUAGCUCUGGGAAAGUUUAAGAAAAAUGCUGCAAACGGUAUGGAGGCCUCAACCAAAGGAACACAACCCUACGUCGAUCUUAUGGGUAGACGGUGCUCUUCUGUCUCACCAUAUCGCUACCUUACUUCUGCCAGACCGCUCUACCAAAACCAGACCUCACAGUGGCGUGGUCUGUCUGCGGGCAACGCCGUCCCACCGAGUACGGCUUUCGCUUACAUCUCUCGAGCUUUACGGCAAACGGCACCGCAUAUAAUCGGGGCCAUGAGACUGCUUUUGGAUACCUACAGUGUGGAGGAAAUCAACGCGAAGGGUUGGGGGCUAUAUGCUGAUUUCAGGCCAGAUGUGAGUGGAUGGGGCGAUAGAGCUGAAGUUCGAUGUUCCACGAUACUGGAUCUCCGUCAAACACAAACGGUCAGUCAAGAACGACAACAACCCGCUGUUCAAACGACAGGAAACUUGGUCGACCAACUGUCCGAAGAACCAUCACCCAAACGCUCUCGUGUUAUGACAUUGGAGGAGUACGAAGCAGCCUUAGAUGAAGACCGAACGUUUGACAAUGUGAACCUCGACUUUGAUACCCAAUACUAG
Mycena indigotica is the source of this 1155-nucleotide messenger RNA. Its product is annotated as Glutamine synthetase. The record is from RefSeq and is a predicted model, not a curated record. NCBI's taxonomy places the organism in Eukaryota, Fungi, Basidiomycota, Agaricomycetes, Agaricales, Mycenaceae. The coding region runs from base 1 to 1155 and encodes 384 amino acids. The transcript is spliced from 5 exons.